AUGCUCGGUCCAACACCAACUCCUCGGCAGCAGCACGUGGCUAAGUCCAUCCUUGUCCUGGCGGCCCUCUCCGGACAAACCACGACAACUACAGGAUCAGCAACAACAUCUGCAGGAUCAACAAUUGCAGCAACAGCAGCACUGACUAUGGGAUCGACAACGGCAAAUGCUGAACCAAAAUCAGCAGCAAAUGUACCAACAACGAAAACUUCUGAACUUACAACUCAAGCACAAAUAUCGACCACUGCUGAUCCAAAAAAAGCAACAACUGCAGGAAUAGCCUCAGAACCAACAACUUCUACAUCAGGACUACCAACAACAACAGCAGUAGCAACAACAACAUCUGCAGGAUCUACAUCCACAACAGAAGGACCAACAACU
This is a messenger RNA of Gadus macrocephalus (Pacific cod), 381 nucleotides long. Its product is annotated as integumentary mucin C.1-like. The record is from RefSeq and is a predicted model, not a curated record. Lineage: Eukaryota; Metazoa; Chordata; Actinopteri; Gadiformes; Gadidae. The transcript is spliced from 4 exons. The annotation marks the transcript as partial.